AUGACGGUGGAGAAGGAACAAGACGAGCCCGCCGCUCCACUCCGAACGGCGGCGAAAAAGAUCACCACUUACGCAGGUCGUGGCCGUCGGGCCAUGACGGAAGACUGUGAGUCGCAGAACUUUUCUUCGCCCAGUCGCAGGGACGAUGAGGACGAAGCGAAGCAGAAAGCGCCAAGCAGUCCGAUCUUGUCCUCGGUGCACACUCCGCUCUUCCCUUCGACGCGUCAGGCCAAACCGCUGCCGCGCAGGCCACAACCCAAGACGGCGUCUUCAGGAGCAGCUGCGCGCCAACCAGAGCAGCUCAUCCUGGACUUGGGACAGCGGAUCCGGAUUCGGUGCACCGAAUGCGAUAUGCAGUACGACACUUCUUCGGCAGAAGACUGUUCGCUGCAUGCCCGACACCACGAACGCACGGUCAAGGGUCUCGACUGGAGCGCGAAAGCUUUGGCGAUCUCGGGAGAGGUAGUGUCGCAAACGACGCUGUCACGACGUGUGCCGCGAGGCAAGUCGGUGUUGCUCUUCAAGCAGAGCAGUGCGACGGGCGAGAACAGCCAGAUGGAGCCAGUCACGAUUCGAUGCUACGACAUGUCGACGCUCAAGGACGCGGUCGCCUCGAGGAGGAUCAACGAGCUGCUGCAGACGGUGGACGAUGCGUUGGGUGCAGCUGCAGUCAACGUGUCCGAGAUCGAGGGAUGCAAAGUGCUGGUCGCGGUUUGUGCAGGUCGAGCCGCUGGAGCAGCUGUUGUGGGUCGCGUACCUGCAGGUCAAGCUCGAGAGGUGCUGCCCUCAGUCAGCAACAAGGAGAACGACGAAAUCGUCGUCAAUGACGGCGAGGCUCCCAAGCUGCCAUGCACAGUGUGGAACGACGCCGGCGACGCCAUCUUUGUCUCUGAUGCUCUGCCGGCUUCCAAAACACCACCGGUGGGAGUAUUUCGGAUUCAUGUCAUUCCGAGCUGGAGACGCACGGGUAUGGCAAGUGCUUUGCUGGAUGCAGCGGCAGACAACAGCGUCUAUGGAUUCGAUCUGAACGGUCUCGUCAAGACGUACGGAAGCCGAGCGAGGUCGGUCGCUUUCAGUCAGCCUACAGAAGCCGGAAGGAAAUUGGCAGAAGCAUGGAUUCGGACGGCUUCGACGGAGACGGCUCGCUUAGUGGUGUUUGAAGCUUGA
This is a messenger RNA of Pseudozyma hubeiensis SY62, 1167 nucleotides long. Its product is annotated as sister chromatid cohesion protein Eso1. Lineage: Eukaryota; Fungi; Basidiomycota; Ustilaginomycetes; Ustilaginales; Ustilaginaceae. Gene Ontology annotation, molecular function: protein-lysine-acetyltransferase activity. Bases 1 to 1167 code for a protein of 388 amino acids. Gene Ontology annotation, cellular component: chromatin; nucleus. Gene Ontology annotation, biological process: mitotic sister chromatid cohesion. The transcript has a single exon. The record is from RefSeq and is a predicted model, not a curated record.